This is a messenger RNA of Leptidea sinapis, 1123 nucleotides long. It is a transcript of the gene Membrin, whose product is annotated as probable Golgi SNAP receptor complex member 2. NCBI's taxonomy places the organism in Eukaryota, Metazoa, Arthropoda, Insecta, Lepidoptera, Pieridae. Gene Ontology annotation, molecular function: SNAP receptor activity; SNARE binding. The transcript is spliced from 4 exons. Gene Ontology annotation, cellular component: ER to Golgi transport vesicle membrane; Golgi apparatus; SNARE complex. The coding region runs from base 368 to 994 and encodes 208 amino acids. The record is from RefSeq and is a predicted model, not a curated record. Gene Ontology annotation, biological process: vesicle-mediated transport; vesicle fusion.
CACUCAGCAGUAAGCACGUAACAAAUUAUUAUCAAAAUAUUUAAAAACUUGUAAAGUGUGAACAGUGAAUACUUUUUCUUAAUAAUUCGCCCAUUAAGGACGGCAAAAAAAUUUAAAAAGUGUGAAUAGAAUUAAAAAUGUAUAAAGUUAAAAACUUCUGGGCACCUACUUUUUAAAAUAUAAUUCAAAUCUGUCUAAUAUGAGGAAAAAUCUGUUUUCGUAUGGAUUGUGGUGUUAGAUAAAGACCGAUAUAUAAUUUAAUCAUUCAAUAAUUAUCACACAAUAUUACACAGUGAAUGCUGUUAGGAAAACAUUGUAAUUUUAUUGUGUUGUAAUAUACUGAAGAAUUGAAAUACAUAAUAACAAUAUGGAUACACUGUAUCAUCAAACAAGUCAAUUAAUAUUGGAUACUUCAGCACUGUUUUACAAACUGGAAAAUGAACCGAACGCUGAGGCUAUUGAAAAUGAAAUACAAGCAAGAAUUAAACAAAUAAAUACGAACUGUGAACGCCUAGAUGUUCUUGUGUUUAAGACUCCCAUAAAUCAGAGACCAAUGGCAAAAAUGAGAGUUGAUCAACUGAAGUACGACAACAAACAUAUACAGGCAUCACUUACAAAUGCACAGAAUAAGAGAAGGAGAAGAGAGCAAGAAAAGGAAGAAAGGGAGCAACUGUUGAGCAGGCGCUUUGGAAAUGAUCAUACAGCUAUAACUGUGGACUACAUGGCUCAAGAAAGUGUGUCAUUACAAAACUCUCACAGAAAUGUUGAUGAGAUGCUUCAUACAGGAUCACGUAUUCUGGAUACGUUGCGCUACAACAGAGAUACCCUGAAGGGUGCUCACAGGAGAUUGAUUGACCUUGCCAACACCCUUGGCUUGUCAAAUGCAACGAUAUCGCUUAUAGAGAAGAGAGUGGCUCAAGAUAAAUACAUACUGUUCGGAGGAAUGUUUGUGACUUUAUCAGUGAUCGUACUCGUUAUAAUAUAUUUGACGUAAAUUUUAUACGAGGUCGACGCGCUUAAAAUUACUUUAUCGUGUAAGGAGAAUGUUGCUAUAAAAUUUGUAUAUAUAUACAUAUGCAUAUAAUAUUAUAUGCGUUAAAAAUAUAUUUAUGUGAAGUUAUAA